Messenger RNA from Pomacea canaliculata, 2460 nucleotides. Its product is annotated as dolichyl-diphosphooligosaccharide--protein glycosyltransferase subunit 1-like. NCBI's taxonomy places the organism in Eukaryota, Metazoa, Mollusca, Gastropoda, Architaenioglossa, Ampullariidae. Gene Ontology annotation, cellular component: membrane; oligosaccharyltransferase complex. The transcript is spliced from 10 exons. The record is from RefSeq and is a predicted model, not a curated record. Bases 118 to 1923 code for a protein of 601 amino acids.
CGGUGCCAACACAUCGUGCGAAAACGAGGCUCGGCGUCCGCUCGUGUCGAACACUGAUUCGUUCGUCUUCUGAGUCUACCGGCAUUGCAAUCCAGCUUCAUCUGCUAAAAGUACACCAUGAAGUGGAGUGCGUUUUAUAUACUAACAUUACCUUUUUUUGUUUCUGUUUUUUGCAAAGUUAAUCAAGACACAAUUGACAACAAUAUAAUUGUUACGCAAAUGGACAGGAAGAUAGAUAUUGCUUCCCACUUAGUGAAAACUUACACGUCGAUCACAAUCGAAAAUAGGGGUUCCUCUACCGUGAGAUCAUUCCUAUAUGUGGUUGAUCCUUCUCUGCAGACAAAGCUUUCGUUUAUUGGAGCUGUGACUAAAGACAAUAAAGAUGACAGGCUGAAAGUACAGCAGACAACCGUUUCAGGUCAUGAUGACAAGAAAUUCUGGAGGGUGACACUUCCAUCUGGUUUGGAUGCAGGUCGAAGUGUAACUGUUGAUGUGGAGGCUAUUUUUGCUCAUGCAUUGACCCCCUACCCUUCACAAAUAACUCAGGCGGAGAAGCAGAGUGUGGUUUUUGAUGGAAAUCUUUACUUUUACACACCGUACCAAACAGUCUCACAGAAAACUACUGUUGUAACUUCUUCUGCUGUGGUGGAGUCUUACACAAAGACUAAGCCUGUCUCCAUUUCUGACAAUGUCAUCACCUAUGGACCAUUUGAAAACAGAUUACCAUUCAGUGAAGCACCGCUAAGGGUUCAUGAGGAGAACAACGCAGCUUUCUUGACAGUCACCUACCUUGAACGUAUUGUAGAGGUUUCCCACUGGGGCAACAUUGCUGUGGAGGAGCAUGUGGACUUGAGACAUUCUGGAGCUACACUGAAGGGGCCAUUUUCUCGCUUUGACUACCAGAGGAAUCAGGAUGGUGUUUCUUCUGUCAAAUCAUUCAAGACUAUAUUGCCUGCAUCUGCUCGUGAUGUGUACUACCGAGAUGAAAUUGGAAAUAUUUCUACAAGUCACAUGCGAGAGCUGGAUGAUUCUGUUGAACUUGAGUUACGACCUCGCUUUCCACUCUUUGGGGGAUGGAAGACCCAUUACUACAUUGGGUACAAUGUUCCCAGCUAUGAAUAUCUCUACAAUAAGGGAGACCACUAUGCCUUGAAAAUGCGGUUUGUUGACCAUUUGUAUGAUGAUAUGGUCAUCGAUGAAGCCGUAAUUAAGGUCAUUCUGCCAGAAGGAAGCAAAGACAUGAAGGUACGAACGCCAUUUGAUGUAAUACGUGAGGAAGAUGAUGUUCAUUACACUUACUUGGAUACAACGGGUCGUCCAGUUAUUGUGAUGAGAAAGUUCAACCUUGUGGAGCAACACAUCCAAGAUUUUGAGCUGCACUACACAUUCCAGCGCUUCAUGCUUCUUCAGGAGCCACUUCUGGUUGUUGGAGCUUUCUAUCUCCUAUUCCUUGCUGUUAUUGUUUAUGUCCGCCUUGACUUUUCCAUCACAAAGGAUGAAGCUAAAGAGAGUCGCUUGCGAGUGGCUAGCUUGGUGGAGGAAGUGCAGAGUGUUCAAGACAGACGUAGUGCUCUUUACCAAAGCUAUGAUGAUGCAAUCAACCGAUUCAAAACGAGCAAAGACAGUGGUGCAUUCUUGGCCAGCCGCAAGAAGGUAGAUGCUGAUUAUCGUCAGCUGACUACCCAGAUCCACAGCCUUCAGCAGCAGCUGAAGACUGAAGCCCCAGAGAUUGCUGACAAGGUGGCUGAACUGCAGCGACUGGACAGUCAGUACAAGGAGCAGAUAGCCCUGGCCAUAUCCCUGGCUGAAAAGCUGGUUGCCAACAAGAUCUCUCGCCAGCAGUACCUUGAUUCAGAGGGGGGUGUAGCUACAAAGCGUGAGGAAAUCUACCAGAAGAUGGAGGGUGUGAGAGCCACGUUUUAAGUGCAUCCACAGAAGAUCCAUCACCUGCAUCUGUCUGGCAAUAUUUGUUAUUCCAAGAAAGAAAAAUGUCUAGGGUGCAGAAUAAGUUUAAAGGGGUUAUAGUACCAGAUUGCACAUCCUGUCCAAUUUUACACUGACAAUGCUCAGUACUCCCCCUCAUCCCUUUCGCAGGAAAAAUUAGUGUAGGCUAUUGUCUUUUUUUUUUAAAGAUCUGAAUCUGAUUUUGUUCAUACUACUGAAAACUCUUCUCUGCCUUUUUUUUCUUAAUAAUAAUCUAAGAUUUCUAUUUUCACUACUUUUUGCUUACCAGAGGUUUUUUUUUGUUCUGUUAUAAAUUAAAGCAGAUAACUUGAGCACAGGCUAACUUCAUGGCAUUGAAAGUAGCACAUGGUUUUCAGAAAUAAUUUUUUUUAAGCAGUAAGUUUUUGUACUAUUUUGGAGUUAAAUCAAGGGUUUUAACAUCAUGACAGUUUUGUGCCAUAAUCCCAUCAUAUUUGUGUUUAUGUAAACCUGUUGAAGUAAAUGUCUCUUAUAGUA